This is a messenger RNA of Galleria mellonella (greater wax moth), 6969 nucleotides long. RefSeq names its product DNA topoisomerase 2-binding protein 1 (gene mus101). Gene Ontology annotation, biological process: mitotic DNA replication checkpoint signaling; DNA replication initiation; mitotic G2 DNA damage checkpoint signaling. The coding region runs from base 194 to 4177 and encodes 1327 amino acids. The record is from RefSeq and is a predicted model, not a curated record. NCBI's taxonomy places the organism in Eukaryota, Metazoa, Arthropoda, Insecta, Lepidoptera, Pyralidae. The transcript is spliced from 25 exons.
UAGACGACCAUACUAAUUGACAUUUCAAUGAAAUAUGUUCAUUUCGUUCAUUCAUAUGUUCAAAAAUAGAGGGAAAUUGUAAACAAAAUUUCAAUAUUGGUUGUUUUCCAACCUAAAAUAAAUUGUUUUGAUCAACUUUCUGAUAUGAUGAUUAUCGUUAGUCAAUAAUUAGUCAUUGUCACAUAAAGUCGAUAUGGCGGAGGACAUACAAGUUACUUUUAUAAUACCAAAAAAUUGUCGAAGUGAAGAUGAUUGCACCGAUUCGGAGUUAAAGCUUGCUUACACAGUUUGCCAGCAGCAUUGUGGUGGUGGUCUGCAAGCACAAUGGGUGCAUGAAACCAAGUGGAAUAAAUUUGAAGGCUUAACAAAAAAGGAUGUGUUUGUGUUAUCUCAGUUUGAUGGCGAUUUGUAUGAUAGGCUGAGGAUGACAAAAUGUUUGUUAGUGGGUCCAAGGUGCUUAUCAUGCUGCUUAACAGAAGGGGCACCAAUACCGUCUGGACCCGAGCCAGUUUUCACCGUGGCUAUGAGAGGCUUGGUUGUGACCGCUAGUGGACUGUCUAAACAACAAAAGGAAACUAUAAAAAAGAAGGUACACUGGAUGGGAGGAAUUUAUAAUACAGUAUUAACUGAUGAUACCACACAUCUCGUAUCGGACACAGUACUGUCUGAUAAAUACAUUAAAUCAGUGGAGAAAGGCAUACCGAUAAUGUCAGAGAGCUGGGUUCAGGGUGUCUGGGAGGCGUCCCUCAGCGCCAAUAUCUCCGGCUCCUCAUCAGAUUUCGACCACCACCGACUGCCGCCGUUCGCCAACCUGCAGGUCACCACCUCCGGCAUCACUAAACGGGACAAACUGAUGAUCAUGAAGCUUGUCAACGACUACGGUGGAACAUUCUCUGGAGCUUUUCAAAGUGAGACUACAGAUGUAGUUGUAUUGACCAAGGAAGGGGUAGGCAGUGAGAAGUAUAAAGCUGCCCUAGAGUAUGGCAAGGCGUGUGUGCUUCCGUCGUGGGUGAAGGACUCCGCGAUGCGGGGGGUGGCCCUGCCCGUUGUCAACUACAAGGUGGCUGGCGCCUCCACGUCCUCACCUCUCGCCGAGCACCGUCUGCCUGACAUGAGUUUAAACUUUUCACGUAUCACAAAUUUGAGGCCGCCGAGUAAUUUUGUCGACGAAUCGAGAGCUACCGAUGUUACCAGUUUAUCUGGGAAAAUUAAGCUGUCUCAAGAUCUAAAAAGGGCAAGCGAUGAGCCAGAUCUAGAUAAAGAGAUAGAGACAGAGUUUGAAAACUUCGAUAUGAGUAUAUUAAAGAAGGUUGGACCCAUUUUUGAUGGAUUUUGUUUCUGGGUGACGGGGCUAGAAGGCGCGUGCGGUGAACGCGUGGCUGCAUGCGUGGCGCGUGGCGGCGGCGUGCGGCUGGCGGCGCCGGCGCGCCGAGUGACGCACGUACUGGCGCCGCGGCGCGCCGCCGCCGCUGCCGCCGCCGCCGCGCCCGCCGCCGCGCUGCUGUCACCGCUCUGGCUGCUGCACAGCCUGCGUGCCGGCCGUCCGCUUGACGAGGCGCCGUACCGAUUAAAUCCAGAAGCAACUACCCCGGUGAAGUCAAGUAAACCAGCCGCCGAGCCGGAAUCGCCAAUGUCCCGGCGCAACCUGCAGCUGCUGCGGCGGCCCGCGCUGCACCUGCCGGGACCCGAGCCUACGCCCGAUCCACAACCAGAAGAUGAACUCGUCAACCACUAUUUGAGCCAAAACGUGCAACCGGAGCCCCCGCGGCAGAAAACUCCUGAGCCAGCACCAGUAGUCGCUGAAGGUGCUGAACAGCCGGACAUCACUGAAGAUGCGACAGAGGAUCCUACAGAGGAGAUAGAACAGAUAUUUGCUGGUAUAAAGAUAGAAGUGCAAGCGCUAGACGAGGAGGCAAUCAGCGAGGUUGGCGCGGAGGUGGCCGCGGCGGGCGGUGUGCUGUGUGCGGCGGGCGCGGGUGGAUCGUACACGCUGGUGCCGCUCGACUUCGAUGAUAACGACCUGCUUACACGCACCGCCGAGCCUGUCACCGUCUUCUGGAUCAAAGACUGCCUCUCCCAGCAAGAGUUACUGCCUAUACAGUACUACCACCGGCCCGUGAAGUUGCCGCAGUGGUCGGGACCGCCUCCUUUACAGGGAGUGGUGGCCAGCCUCAGCACUUACAGCGGGGUGGAGAGGGCAUUCCUUGACGAACUGGCCAAAUUGCUCGGUGCUACAACCCAACUGCGUUUCUGUCGGCGUAAUACCGCAAACGCGUUAGCGUCUACCCACCUAAUUUGUCCCACCCCCACUGGGGACAAAUACUUGGGGGCGGUGAAGUGGGGACUGCCGGCUGUGAAGGCCAGUUGGCUGCUGACCUGCGCUGAACUCGGACGGAGGGUCAGCGAGAGGGACCAUCUCGUUGGUGAGACAAAAGCUCCACCCUCACCAGAGAAACCAAAAGAGCAGCCAGCGGCGGAGACAACUCGAGAGGAACCCGCCGUCGUUGACAAAGAGAACGUAAUGCAGCCACCAGUUGCAGCGGCGCCGCGGCGGGUCUCGCUCCUCAGUAAAGAGGAUACUCCCAAAACGAAGGUUCCUGUGGACGAUCUGUCCCCGGCGUCGCGGUACAUUGCGAUGGCGCGGCAGGGCCUGCUGGGCGGCGACACACAGGACACACCCAAGCAGCCGCACGAACUGAAGGAUCUAGCUGCUAAUGAUGGUGAGUGCGCGGUCCGCACGCCGCCGCUGGACGAGGCGCUGUCGACGCCCAACCUGCAAGCGCUCAGUCCCACCACGCGCCGCCGCCUGCAGGCCGUCCGUCGCGGGGAGAUGCCCUCCGACCCCAUACGGACCCCAGUUGAUCCAUUCGCUGCGCAGCCGCAGACGCCGGACAGCUCGUUCGGCGCGGCGCUGCGGCCCGGCUCGGGGCUGUCGCCCGCCGCCCGCAAGCGGCUCUGGGCCGUCGUGCACGCGCUGCCCGCUGCGACCGCUCACCGCGAACACGAACAACACACCCCGCUGUCGGAGAUCCGCAACCGUUACCUGCAGCAGUUCUGCGGCACAACCGCCACUCCCCCCGCCGCGCCCGCCGACACCGCGCACCCCCGCAAGCUGCAGCUGCAACAACAGGAAAAUGCAGAGACACCUCCAGCAAAAAUGGCAAAACUGUCACUGGAUCAAAGCGCUGGCAGUGGUGUCAACAACGAUCAGGAUGUCAGCGAAAAAAGCGCUGCAAGCGCAGCGAGUGCGACCAGCACCACGAGUGCUUCUAGCGCGCUGCCUGCCGCGGUGGAUGCUCAGUUGCAGCGGUUGAAUGCAGCACUCGCCAACAAACUGAGUUCGCAGCGAUCGCGCCGCACUAGAGACUCGGUCUCACUAGCGCCAGCGCCAGAGCCGGAAGCAGGUCCCGAGUCGCAACCCAACACGGUGGGCUGGGACGACACCACGCCCACCGCCGCCUCUGGCCCCGCGUCCGCACCUAACUCCGCCCCACCACAGCAAGGACCGCCUGUUCCGAAAAUCAAAAAAUUCAUGCUGUCUUCCAAUGUUGAUAACCGCGAAGAGAUCGUGGAGAUGAUCCGGUGCCUGGGCGGCGAAGUGUCGGAGGGCUCGGAACUGGACGAGGCAGCGACGCACCUGCUGUGCGCGGCGCCGGGCCGCAGCGAGAAGAUGCUCGGCUCGGUGGCGGCCGGCCGCUGGGUGCUGCACCCCGCCUACGUGCCGCGCAGCCGCGCCGCCGGACGUUUCCUUCCGGAGGAGGAGUUCGAGUGGGGCAACCCGGCGGCGACGAGCCUGCCGGCGGUGAGCGGCGCGGAGCUGGCGCUGGCGCGGGCGGCGCACCGCUGGCGGCGCGCGCGCGGCGCGGGCGGCGCGGGCGCGCUGGCCGGCGUGCGCGCGCUGCUGCACGUGCCGCCCGCGCGCCGCCGCCAGCGCGCGCGCCUCGUCACCGUCGCCGGCGGCGCCGCGCCCGACCACUCGCCCCCGUACAGCGACGAGGAUAUCACAGUGUGCUUCGCGGACUUGAAGCGGUAUCCCUUAUCGGCCCGGGACGCCGCUUGGCUGGUAUCCCGUGGGAUUCCAGUAUGUGCGCCCGUACUUUUAAGUUCGUACCUUACCGAUGACCCGCCGCCUGAUCCGCAUGAACACUGUUUACCGGAAUUUAGACCUAAAAGCUAAGUGAUAUGUAUGAAUUUUAUUUGUACAUAUAUCUGACGGUUUAUGUACAGUACUAUCACAGAAUAUUAAGUUAACAGAAUACAUCACUGCCUUGUAAAACGAACAUAUUUAAAGAUAAAGAACUUAAAAUGAUGUUGCUUGGUCGAUAUCCCGUGCAAUCAUGCAGUAAUCCGUGCGUUUCACAGUAGGUACAGUGUGUACCCUGUAUACUGGAAUUUGGACCUAAAGUGAUAAAUGAUACGAACGAGUUUCCUUUAAACAUUCGAAGGCUUACAUAUAGUACUGCUAUAGAUUAUGUAUGAUAUAUAGUAGAUUGCCACUCCCUUGUAAAAAAAGAAAUACAUCAUAAGAUACGCGAAAUCAUACAUCACUAUAGCUAAGUCGCUUCAUAUUGACUGCUACAAAGUAACGCUAAAUAAAAUCACAGAUGGUCACUGAAUUCGGAUUUGUUCGCGAUUCUUCGGCUGGGCUCGCUUAAUAGUAAAAUAAAAUUCGUUGUAGAUGGCCGACUGGGUCGUAAAGGCUGAUUAUCAUAAAACUAAUAAAUCACUUUCAAUUAUAAUCAAAGGUCAUAACGAGUGAAAAUCGCUCCUAUCAUUUAUCACAGGUGUUAUAACUGUUAUAAUUAAAAAUAAUUUAACAAAAUGAUAGUAAGUAUUAAAUGUAGCAAUUAUACAUAUACCGUGAAUGCGCCCGUAUUUAGUCAGUCAGUCAAAUUUUCAGAAAUUUCGGGGUCGAACGUAACACAAUUUUUUUAUAUUAAAAUUACAUAAUACAUAUCUUUUAAAAAUGUUAAAAUUAUGCUUCUUUGGAUUAUCAUGGUAGGAUUUAUGACUAAUGACUUGUUCCAUUUAUUGCACCGAUUUCGCUAUGCAAAAUAACACGAAAUGGAGUUCGAAAAUUCGGAAUUUAAUUUCAUGGUAGACCCUUUGUUCCCAUAGAGUAAUAAAAAGGUAACACACAAUACACAUAUGAAACCGUGGAGGUUAGGGGGUCGCAAGAUAUUUUUACAUAAUAAGGGGGUCGCGUCAUGAAAAAGAUCAAAAAAAAAACACUGAUCACAUGUUUACAAUGCGACAAAUAUAAAGCUAUGUACGCAUUCAUAAGUGUUGAUAUGCGAAGAUGUGCCACACUGACCAGUGUCAGCGGUAAAUGAUAUUGUCCCAUACAUUAUGUAUGUAUUAUACUAUCCAUUGAGUGACGUUCAGUAAUAUCAAAAUUGUGCCAAUACUCUCCGUCAUAGAUUAUAUAUAUAUAUAUAUAUAUAUAUAUAUAUGUAUAUAUAUAUAUAUAUAUAUAUAUAUAUAUAUAUAUAUAUAUAUAUAUAUAUAUAUAUAUAUAUAUAUAUAUAUAUAUAUAUAUAUAUAUAUAUAUAUAUAUAUAUAUAUAUAUAUAUAUAUAUAUAUAUAUAUAUAUAUAUAUAUAUAUAUAUAUAUAUGUAUAUAUAUAUAUACAUAUAUAUAUAUAUAUAUAUAUAUAUAUGCUAGGCAUGGGUAAUAUGCAUAUCGAUCCGAUAUCUAUAUAUUGGGUUCCUCUGACAUUGAUGGCGGAAGAAAGGGUCACAGUAGGGAUAUAUAUUUACAUUAUUACAUGUAUUAUAUCUCCAUAUUUAGUAAUAAUAGGAUCUUCAUCGUGCCUCCAAUCAAACAGUUUAUAAUUACUCCUUUCCAUCCAAAGGUUGCUUGGAAGAGAUCGCUUUUAGCGAUAAGGUCGCUCAUUGUUUUUCUUUUUGUGAUUAUUUCUUGUAAUUGUUUAUAUUUAUAAUAGGUUUACUGUUGUAAUCUUUUGGAGGAAACAAUAAAGAGUAUCUAUCUAUCUAUCUAUCACCCAUUUCGAUAUCGUCUAUAUCGGUCGGAUAUCUAUUUUUUAAUAUGUUACAAAUCUGUUAUGCAAUACUGUUUUUUGAAUAAGAGACUUUUAAUUUAUUCGUUAUUGGACUAGUAUAUAGUAUAUUGUAACUAAAAUAUAUAGAUAUUGCUAUAUAUUAACAUAUGUACACCUAAUAAAAUGAUGCUGAUAAAGGUAAUGAUGGUAUUAACCCUUAAAAGCCUGAUUUUUAAAUCAAAUUAAAAAAUAUACAAGUGUACCCUUUACUGUGUUUACUAAUGGGGAAAUAUAGUAAAAAAAAUCAAAACGAUAUUUUUAUAUAUAAUAUUAAUUUUGAAAAAAAAAACACUUGGUAUCAUUUUUGAUGUUUUAGGCAUUACGGUAAUCUCAAAUAUUUAAAUUUAUUUAACAACGAAACAAUGCAAACGCCGGUAUCAAAUUUGAAACUUCAGGUAUUUAAGGGUUAGUAAAUUUGAUGUUCAAUGACAAUAAUAAUCAAAACGAGACACUAUUAUAAGAAACACGAAUGUGUGAGCAAGUUGGGAAAUAUUUAGUGCGCGCUGUGUAGGUAUCUCGGGUCGCGUGCACUUCAGUACGUCGUAAAAUUUCAAAUACAUUGCGCGGCGUCAAAACUGAGAAUCGUUAAUUAUAUGGCUGUGGUGCAUUUGCGGUGGGAAAGUAAUCCGCCAUCUGACCGUUCAGACCGUUCAUCUGAAUCAGCUGUUUUCGUUUUGACCAACCUGUCCAUUACACCCUGUAUACACUUGUCGUUCAGGUAUCUGAACACAGGGUGUGAUGUAUAUCACACCAUGUGUUAGGCGUCAAAAAUCUUUGUGUUUAUUCCAGAUAUUUUUAAAAUUAUAAUUUAAUAAUUGUAUAUUAUUAUGAUAAUUUUUUUGUAUGGCGUUGUUGUUACAAGUAGCGACUGCUAUUGUAAAUAAGGUUAAUGAAAAUUGUAUAUUAUU